This is a messenger RNA of Patiria miniata (bat star), 1943 nucleotides long. RefSeq names its product scavenger receptor cysteine-rich type 1 protein M130-like. Lineage: Eukaryota; Metazoa; Echinodermata; Asteroidea; Valvatida; Asterinidae. The transcript has 4 exons. Gene Ontology annotation, biological process: protein ubiquitination. Gene Ontology annotation, molecular function: metal ion binding; ubiquitin-protein transferase activity. The record is from RefSeq and is a predicted model, not a curated record. The coding region runs from base 85 to 1053 and encodes 322 amino acids. Gene Ontology annotation, cellular component: membrane.
AGAAACUUUGCGGAAUCAUUCUUCAUUUCUUCACAAGAACUUCAUCGAACAACGCAGGCUUACUGUAACGAGGGGUAAAUAAUUAUGGCACUGAAUAGCAACUUUGUGGUGGUGUUGGUGUUUUCGGUGUUGUACCAGCUGUGCUUCGCCCAUCCCAUCAGCGAAGAAGAUCCUCCAAUCAGCGAGACAGCCAAACUGCUUACGAUUGGUGCCAGGGUGGUACGUGGACCAGAUUGGAAAUGGGGAGAUCAGGACGGUAAUCCGCCUGGGGAGGGUAGUGUCGACGGCCCAUACAGUACUCCCGGUUGGUACUGGGUACAAUGGGACGCGGGGAAAAGACACACUUACCGAAUAGGAGCAGAGGGAAAGUACGACCUGAAGCUUGUUGACGCUGCGUCUCUAGACGGAUCAGUUCGGUUGGCAAAUGGCGAUGACGAACUCAGCGGUCAGGUGGAAAUCAAUCACGACGGGACCUGGGGAACAGUCUGUGACGUCAACUGGGACAUCCAGGAUGCCAUGGUCGUCUGUCGUCAGCUCGGCAACUUCUUAGAAGCAGUGGAGAUCAAGACGGGAUCGUUCUACGGAGAGAGCGAGCGACCGAUCGUGAUGAACCGUGUGGCGUGUCGAGGGACGGAGAGUCGGUUGGCUGACUGCCCGUUUGUCUGUACCAGCUCUCGUCCCUGUAAUACCUCACAAGUGGCCGGGGUGGUUUGCCGACUACCAAAACUCAAUACGGUUCGGUUGGUUGGAGACGGUUCGGAUCCCGCCAGCGGACGCGUAGAGAUCUACCGUAAUGCAACCUGGGGGACAAUUUGCGACAUUGAUUGGGACAUGGAUGACGUCCAGGUUGUCUGUCGUCAGCUGGGAUUCUCCGGGGCUGUGGAAGCCAAGUCUGGGGCCCAUUUCGGCCAGGGGGAGGGGCCAAUCCACAUGGAGGGAGUGGCCUGUGAUGGGUCUGAGAGUCAACUGGCUGACUGCCCGUCUCAUUGCUGGCAGAAAUCGGCAUGUAGCCACGCCCAAGAUGCUGGCGCCAUCUGUCGUCAGGAUGAAUAAGCCGUGAAAGUUUACUCAAGAAAGUUGCGGUUAUUAUGGUUUUGUUUUUAGUUUGACGCUAUAUCAUAGCUUGUAGCAGUAUGUAUUCUUAGAGGUAGUGCAUGUAUAAACCGAACUACAAACACUCCAUGACAGAACAAGGUGUUGAAAAGAUACAUGCAUUUAGCUUGUUGAAUAUAUUCGAGGACAGUUAUGGCAAGUUAAGUUUGUGUUGGUUCUGAGAAGAACCGGUUUAGACUCAACGUUGCGGAAAUUAUACUCUUUCCCUUUGUUAUGCCAAGUUGCGCUAUAUACAUUCUUUCUUUAAACGCGUUCUUGCUAUCAGCUAGAAAACAUAGUUUUAACUAUUUUUAACAUAGUUUUAACUAAGUUUAGUAUUUAAAAAUAUUAAACAUAUUGCAAUACUAAACAUGUUUAGAGUAUUAAUGAAUAGUGUUUAGCAAUUGAACAUCGAUGUUUAGGAAUUGGACAUGUACUGUUUAGCUGCUAAACAUUUGUUUACAAAGUCACAGCAAUAUUCUGUUUUAUUGCUAUAAACACAAUGUUUAGAGCGUACUCCACUAAGUAGUUAUUAAAAGUUAAAAGAUGUCUUACAUUCUCCCUUUUUUGUUAGAAAAAAAUUCGUUCCCCAAAUGUUGUACCCGGAAACCUGUCCCCUCCCUAUUCGGGUGCCGGUAGCUGAUACAAUUGGCUGUCUUAAGAAAAUAAAUGACUGACCGCAUUAGGAACUUGAGAACAUGUGUGUUUAGGGUGAAACAGAACAUAUAUCUUUCCCGUGAUUGCUAUGCAAGUUCCCUUGUGCAGGUAUUUAAAAAGCAUACAUGUAGAAUAAACAUUGUCAAUUUGCGUGUCGAAAAUAAAUUUUCUAGUACAUACGCUGAGCAUUCCAA